This is a messenger RNA of Camellia sinensis, 459 nucleotides long. The record is from RefSeq and is a predicted model, not a curated record. NCBI's taxonomy places the organism in Eukaryota, Viridiplantae, Streptophyta, Magnoliopsida, Ericales, Theaceae.
AUCUCCUCAUUUCAUCCGUACCCACUCUGUGUCAAGUCAAUCAUCAAAUCUACGGAGUUUCGUAAGCCCCAUGUCUACUCGAAUUCACAGAUAUGGCCACCCAGUUAGAUCCUCACGGCUCAGAAUUUUUAGCAGACGAGUUGGAGUUUCUAGCUGAAGACGAAAUGAUCGAAAUUGUCCCAAACAUGAGAAUGGACACUCUCAAUUUGAUCCGUGGAGAUUUUGGCCCUUUCCAUCCGCAAAUAGAAACUCAAGUACCUUUGUGGCUUGCAGUAGCUUUGAAGAAGAGAGGGAAAUACACAAUUCGACCUCUAGAGUGGAUGUCAGUUGAUGAAGAGAAAUGGUAUGCAAGAAGAUCAAAGAUUAUGAUUCGAAAAGGUUGUUGGAGCACUAGAAGACGCUUAAGCACAAGUUCAUGGCAUUUCUUAGAUUUGCAAAUGUAACUAUGCACGAGUUCCA